UCUCGUUUUUCAUCAUCACUGUCUGUUAACAAUGGCUGAAGCUGCUGCUGCUGCCCUCGUCAAAGUCAUUUUUGAGAAGCUAGCCGAUGAAGCCUUCAAGAGAUAUGCUCGUUCCCAGAAUAUUCACUCAGAGCUCAAGCAACUGGGGAGCACGUUGUCCCAGAUCCAAGCUCUGCUUAAUGAUGCCUCUCACAAGGAAAUCACUGAUGAAUCUGUCAGACUAUGGCUCAAUAGUCUCCAACAUCUGGCUUACGAUAUCGAUGACGUGCUCGAUGAUGUCGCUACUGAAGCUAUGCAUCGUGAGCUGACCCCGGAAUCAGAAGCAAGCACCAGUAUGGUAAGAAAGCUCAUCCCAACUUGCUGCACAAACUUCUCACUAAGUCAUAGGCUGAGUCCCAAGUUAGACAGUAUUACCACCAAGUUACAACAUCUACAAAAACAAAAUCCUGGUUUGAUUGUGAAAGGUGAAAAGCCAAAAAUUAAUACUAAUAGAAGAAACGAAACCUCUUUGCCAGAACGUGAUGUUGUUGGAAGAGAAGUUGAGACAAAGAAAUUGCUCAACCAGUUGUUAGUAGGUGAAUCAUCUAAGGAAAACUUUAGUAUCUUACCCAUAGUUGGUUUGGGUGGAGUGGGAAAGACCACUCUGGCUAGAAUAUUGUAUAACGAUACGCGGGUGAAGGAUCACUUUGAACUCAUGGCUUGGGUUUGUGUUUCCGAUGAGUUUGAUGUAUUCAAAAUAAGUGAAACCAUCUUUGAAUGUGUGGCUACAGAAAACAAACAGUUCAAAGAUGUAAAUCAGCUUCAAAUUGCUCUUAGAGAGCAAUUUAAGGACAAACGAUUUCUGCUAGUACUUGAUGAUGUGUGGAAUCAAAACUAUGAUGAUUGGGAAAUACUAGUGCGUCCAUUUCAUUCUGGGGCUGCUGGAAGUAGGGUAAUCAUGACAACGCGCCAGCAGGAUCUGCUUAAAAAGAUAGGUUUUAAUCAUGUAGACAAUCUCGAGAGUUUGUCGCAUGAAGAUGCUUUGUCUUUGUUAGCUCUACAUGCAUUAGAUGUAGAUAACUUUGAUUCGCAUGAAACACUUAAACCACAAGCUGAAGGUAUCGUGAAAAAGUGUGGUGCUUUGCCUUUAGCUUUAAAGGCAAUUGGAAGGUUACUCAGAACAAAAACCGAGGGAGAAGAAUGGGAUGACGUGUUGAAAAGUAAGAUAUGGGAUUUAGAAAAUGCUGAUGCAAUUGUUCCAGCCCUAAGGCUAAGCUACCAUGAUCUUCCUGCUGAUUUGAAGCGCUUGUUUGCAUACUGCUCUUUGUUCCCAAAGGACUUUAUGUUUGACAAGGAGGAGUUGAUAUUACUAUGGAUAGCUGAAGGGUAUCUGAACGAGUCAACUGCAAACAAGUCACCAGAACGCUUGGGCCAUGAAUAUUUUGAGAAAUUGCUAUCAAGGUCCUUUUUUCAACCCGCACCUAGUGGCGAACCCUUUUUUGUGAUGCAUGAUCUCAUGAACGACUUGGCCACAUUUGUUGCUGGAGAAUAUUUUUUGAGGUUUGACAAUCAGACGGAGAUGGCAGAGGAAGCUUUAGGCAAGUACCGACAUAUGUCAUUUAUGCGUGAGGACUAUGUAGGUUUCCAGAAGUUUGAGGCAUUUCCAAGAGCAAGAAGUUUGAGAACACUGUUAGCUGUAUAUGUUGGGGUAGAACAAAGCUGGAACAAGUUUUACAUAUCCAAUAAAAUUUUGGUUGACUUACUUCCUCAGCUAACACUGUUACGGGUUCUUUCUUUGAGCCGUUUUGACAUAAAUGAGGUACCGGAUUCCAUUUGUAGUUUGGACCACUUGAGGUAUCUUAAUUUGUCUCGAACAAAUAUCUCAAAGUUACCUGAGAAUGUUGGUAAUCUUUACAAUUUACAAACAUUGAUCGUUUUUGGUUGUAAGAGCUUGAGUACAUUGCCUAAAAGCUUCCUAAAGCUCAAAAAGUUGAGGCAUUUUGACAUCAGGGAUACUCCGCAUUUGAAGAAGCUGCCCUUGGGAAUUGGUGAGUUAAAAAACUUACAAACUCUCCCCAAGGUCAUCGUUGGAGGAGACGGUGACUUUGCAAUAACCAAGCUUAAGGGAUUAGAGAAUUUACGUGGGGAACUUUCCAUUGAAGGAUUGCAGAAAGUGCAAAUCCCAAUGCAUGCAAGGGAGGCAAACCUAUCUCAGAAAAGGCUUACUAAGUUAAAGAUGAAAUGGGGUAAUGAUUCACAGAGAGGAUCACUUGAGAAGGAGGUUCUUGCUGAGCUCAAGCCACACACUGAUACGUUGAAACAUUUUGAAGUUGAGUAUUACGGGGGAGUAGAGUUUCCAUGUUGGGUCGGGGAUCCCACUUUUCAUCAAUUGGUUCAUGUGUCGCUACGGGGUUGUAGAAAAUGUACAUCUCUACCGCUGCUUGGGCAGUUACCUGCACUUAAGGAGUUGUUGAUUCAAGGAAUGGAUGAUGUUAAAGUCAUCAGUUUGGAGUUAAGUAGGACUACUGAUGUUACCUUCCCUUCACUUGAAAUUCUAAAGUUUGAAGAUAUGUCGAGUUGGGAGGUAUGGUCAACCAAUAGCGAGGCAAUGUUUCCAUGCCUUAGAGAGCUUCAAAUAAUCAAAUGUCCCGAUUUGAUUGAUGUCUCACUUGAAGCAUUACCUUCAAUAAGAGUUUUGAGGAUGGAGGGAUGUGGUGAAAGUGUGCUGAGAAGUCUGGUUCAGGCAGCUUCAUCAACCACUAAAUUGGAAAUAGAAUCAAUUUUAGGGCUUACGGAUGAGGUGUGGAGAGGUGUCAUAGUGAAUUUUGGGGCGGUUGAAGAGUUAUUCAUACAAAAUUGUGAUGAGAUAAGAUACCUAUGGGAAUCAGAUGCAGAGGCAAGUAAAGUUCUUGUAAAUUUAAAGGAAUUGAAGGUAAGGGAUUGUAAAAAAUUGGUGAGUUUAGGAGAGAAAGAGGAGGAUGAGGAUAACACUGGGAGCGACCUCCUAUCAUCUCUAAGGAUUUUGGAAGUACGUUGUUGUGAAAGUAUGGAGCGUUUGUGUUGUCCAAAUAGCAUUGAGAGUUUAGUGAUCAAGUGGUGUAGUUCAGUUAUAGAUGUCUCCUUCCCAAGAGCAACAACAACAACAGGUGGAGGAGGGCAGAAUCUCAAGUCACUUACUACAAUAAAUCAAUUGAGUAACUCCACUCACCUCACCUCUUUGUCAAUAAGAGGUUGUGAAAACAUGGAGUUAUUUUCUGAUCUUCAUCAGCUAUCAAAUCUCACAUCGUUGUACAUACGUGACUGUGAAAACAUGGAAUCAUUUUCUGACCUUGAGCUAUCAAAGCUCACCAGGUUGAGAAUAGAAGGUUGUGAAAGCAUAGAGUCAUUUCCUAACCUCCAUCUGCCAAAUCUCACAGAACUGGAGAUAGAAGGUUGCAAAAACAUGAAGGCAUUUGGUGACCUGCAGCUACCAAAUCUGAUCAGUUGGAGCACAACAGAUUGUGAAAAUCUGGAGUCAUUUCCUGACCUUCAGCUAUCCAAUCUCACCAUGUUAAAAGUUGUGAAAAUCCGUGAGUGUCCAAUGAUUGAUGCUUCCUUUCCUCGUGGUCUUUGGCCUCCCAAUUUGUGGUUCCUUGUAACAGGGGGGCUGAAAAAGCCCAUCUCAGAAUGGGGCUAUCAGAAUUUCCCUGCUUCACUUGUUGACCUAAGAUUAUUUCAUGAACCCAAUGUGAGGAAUUUUAGUCAAUUGUCCCCCCUUCUCCCUUCUUCUCUUACGACUUUGUUAAUAUUCGGAUUUGAUAAUCUGGAAUCACUUUCAACGGGACUCCAACACCUCACAUCCCUUCAACAUCUUUCAAUUAGCAUGUGCCCAAAGGUGAACGAUCUACCAGAGACGCUGUUACCUUCACUUUUGAGUUUGAGAAUAUGGAGAUGCCCAAAAUUGAAAGAAAGGUGUGAAGGAAGAGGCUCCCACUACUGGCCACACAUCUCUCAUAUCCCCUGCAUUGAAAUAUAGACUGGAGGAACAUAUCCUAAAGGAUCUUCUGGGUGAUGGAACAUUCACAGUUGACCAGGUCAUAUUCAAGAACAGAGAAAAGUCUCAAGGUGUGAAUUUUCAGGGUUAUCUUGAGUAAAGUGCAGUAAAACUCGCGCAUAUAAUUACCGAAUCAGCUAAUAACAGACAAGGUGUCGAUGACAUAAGUGAUUUAUUCAUGAAAAUCAGUUGGAUUCAAUAUUCAAAGUGAAGGUCUUAAGAAAUUGUCAAACAUCGGACCAGAGGCUAAGUUAAAGGAAAGGGUCAAAGUGCUUGAUGAUGGACAAGAUCAUUUCUGUUGAAGAAAGAAGAUAUUCUGCAAAUCAACAACACACAUCCAAAAUACUUCAUAAUUGGUGGAAAGGAGGCUACAUCUAUUUCCAUUAUUUUGGUUCAUUUACAUGCUCUUGAAACAUCCUGAGAUUCAAGAUAUGGUUGAAUAAGAAAUCAAAGAAGCAGCAAACAUGAGAAACAAAUUCAAGAUAAGCUUCAUGUAACUUGGAACAAAACUCUCGCGAGUCUAUCCUGCAUCUCAGUGUGAUAGGGAUACGGAGCUAAUCCAUGAUCUAGCAGACUGCAGACUCGUAUUUGGUGCAACUGGACAAAUUGAAGUUAUACGAGGAUAAGUAAUGGACAAAUGUCUCAACAAGCCACACGCGUGGACAAAUGCUAUAGGCUGUCAAUUUCAAGGCAUCUUGGUGGUGGGAUAAGACUUUGGGACCAAUAGGUCUUGGGUUCGAUUCCCACAAAGGGGGUUUUCCCAUAUUUAUUGGGUUUCCUCCUGAAUUGGUGUAUAGGCAUUAUGCCUAGUGGAGAUGGAUAUGAUCGGGUGGUUCCGCUGGUGGCACGAUGAUACUCCAGUGGUCCGUCAGUGAUCCAAAUUUGCCGUUCAAAAAAAAAAAUUCAAGGAACUUAUAAUUGAUGAAGAAUUAAUGGAGAUUACCUCUGAUGGUAAGUUACCACUAAUGAGGAUUAUGGAACUAGCCUAUGAUGUCAUUUGACGAAGACAAUCUGUUGAGAGGAUGUUAUACAUAAUUCUCACUUGUCAAUUUCGUACGUCUCGACAAGAAUAUAGAUACACGAGUUUGCAUUGAUAUUAUUAUCACUUGGCCCCAUAGUUUAAUGUGUCAAGCAGUUGAGUGUGAAGUCGGUGCAUGAACUUAUGUGUGCAAAUUCAGAGAAUAUUUGCAUGUCACCCUCUUCAUAGCUAGAGCGUUAGCUAGAAAACCAUCUUUAAAUUCAAUUUUAAUUUAUAACUAGUUUUACAUGAUGUAUUGAAACAAUCGAUUUUGAUGAAUACCUUGUGCUUAUAGCAAUUGUUCUUCUA
Helianthus annuus (common sunflower) is the source of this 5339-nucleotide messenger RNA. RefSeq names its product putative disease resistance RPP13-like protein 1. Gene Ontology annotation, molecular function: ADP binding. Lineage: Eukaryota; Viridiplantae; Streptophyta; Magnoliopsida; Asterales; Asteraceae. The coding region runs from base 32 to 3994 and encodes 1320 amino acids. The transcript is spliced from 6 exons. Gene Ontology annotation, biological process: defense response to other organism. The record is from RefSeq and is a predicted model, not a curated record.